Molecule: messenger RNA, 1566 nt
Organism: Rotaria socialis
Lineage: Eukaryota; Metazoa; Rotifera; Eurotatoria; Philodinida; Philodinidae
Source: the annotation of a GenBank genome assembly
AUGGGUUUGGGUAAUAGUGCUCCAUCGCUGUUAUUUUCCUAUAAAGUGAAUUUCACUCGUGAGAUACCAAAUGAUUUUUAUUUGAGUGGUGAUCGAGUUCAGGGUAUUAUUCAAAUUGCUACAAAUGAUAAUGAAAAUGAUUUGAUCCAAAAAUACGGACCAUUGUAUGUUGAACUCAUUGGCGAAUUGCACGAUUUCAAAACAGAUACUCAUCAGCAUUACACAAAAGGUGUUCAAAUAUUUUUUCGAACACGAACACAAAUAAUACAGCUACCAAAUGACAAUCAAAAACUGGGAACUAAUCAUCUUCGAAAUUAUAGAUGGGCAUUCGAUGGUUCAUUAGAUUCAUUGCUUCCUUCAUCAUUGCCACCUGGUGAUGAGUGUGAUCCAUGUAUUUGUUAUUAUGCUCUUGUUUAUCUUCGUCGUGCUGAUAAUAAUGAUUUUGCUCGAAAGUUUCCUUUUCUCGUCUUUACUCGAGCCUCAAAUCCGAUUUUCACUCGACAAUCGCUACAGAACAAUAUCGUUGACGCCCGUGUACGACAUAAAGGUGUGACAGUUUACGGUACGCUUUCAAACAAUGGACUUGUUGUGCCAGGUCAGACUCUCAUCUUGCAAAUUGAGAUCGACAAUCCAAUGAAAGUAACAAUGAAAUUGAUUCGAGCAACACUCAAGCAAUAUCGACAUAUCACCGAUCAGGACACUGAUUUUACUGUUUUUUCUUUCAUUUUACCCGGAUUUAAACCGAAAGGAUUCAAUAGUGAAUAUCGUCAAAGUACAUAUGAACUACCGAUACCAAUGGAAAAAUGUCGCCUCAUGCCACCGACAUCAUCGUAUAAAAGUGUCCGAUAUGAACUUGAUAUUCAAUGUCAUUUAAAUUGUUCAUUUAAUAAUCAGUUUACAUUAACAUUACCGAUUAUUUGUACCACUGAUCAUCAACAACCAUUAAAAAUCCUGGAUGAAUUGAAAUCUGUGCCUGAAAUUCUGAGACGUCUAACGAUUAGAAAAGAAAAGAAGCAACCACCAAGUUAUGAAGAUUUUAUGGCCAGUGAGAUUUUACCAAAACAACGAAAUGGAAAUAGUAAUAAUUUGACAAGAGCAACUACCAGUGUACUAACUUCACAACUUACAGUAAUUAAACCCCAUAGACGUCCUAAUCCACCAACAAAUAUAAGCAAAGCAACACGACGUAGUUCACUUCCGUCUCGAUCAAUUGUCGCAAAUUCUUUACAAGUUCAAAUUAAUAAAACGCAAUGUCAACGAUUGUGUUCAGGUAUCGAUCAAUUAACUGAUUCACUCGAACGCUUAGAACAUGCAUCGCCUAUAUUUAUACGAGCAGAAACACGUCCUAUUCUUAAUAGUCUUUUUCAAUGUCUUGAUGAUUGUAAUGAUUUUCUAGAAACAUUACAAUAUUCUGAUCGAUCAUAUGAAAAUGAGCGUGAAAAUUUUGCAGAAUUAAGCAAACGUCUAUCACAACUAGGGCAAGACUUAUGUCUUGCAUUGAAUAUUCAAGAAUUAUUCGAACAAAAGCAAGAUCGAGAAGAUCAACGACAAGAUCCUCAAGAAUAA